UUCGUGCCAGAGUUCUUUUUGCGUGCGGCCAGCAGCAGCGGAUUGUCGCCUUGGCAACCAGUAAGGUGAAAAACGAAAAACAAAAUAAAGAUCCCAUCCAGCAGGCAAAGCAGCCAAGAACAUCUUUUCGGUUUUUCGGGCAGAAAAUCGCGUUUUCCCGGGUGUAAAAUGUGCCAUUUCCGCGGCCGUCGCGAUUCUUUGUAAUUCGGUGAUUGUUUCGAGUGGGGAAUUGACCGGAAUCAGGGAAGAAGAAACACGGAGAUUUUCGUUCGCAAGUCGGUCAGUGUGUGUAUGCAAUAAUCUAUGUCGUGAAGCGUGUCUAUUUUGCACAAGCGAAUGAAUGAUUCUAAUCGGCCUACUCUGUUGGGGUAGUGGGUGGAAGUUGUCCGUUCUCAGAGUUGUGCAAUAAAACAAGUUCCGGAAGAAUAAUCUUCCAGGAUCUGUUCUCGUAGUAGGCCGUACGGGAUUGUGAAUGUCAUUGCAGUAAUGCUUGGGGAAAGUGCUGGAAGACGACUUUUUCCGGUUCUGAAAACGUAAACGUUACCAUCGCGAAAACAUCGAUUUCUGUGACGGAGAAUCCCUUUAAUUUUGGUGUGCGAUUUUUUGUGUUGUGUUUGUGAUUGGGAAUUGCUCCAAAAAGAAAAGUGUUUUAGUGAAAAUUAUGACGGAGUUGCUUGAGAAGACAAAAGCAUCUUCAUCAUGAGAAAUGCAUGUUUAAUGCCAAAGGAAGAUCAUACCGGAGGGAUCGCCUUAUCUCCCAUAACCACCCAAGAGCCUUAAAUCAGCAACCACAGCGUUUCAUUUUACCGCUAUACCAAAUAAGCCGUGCAUGAAUAUCCAAAUAAGUCCAACACUAUAUCAUACUAGCAGCCGAUCCGAUACUAUUCGCACAUAACAUAACCGAUACAGGGUUCAACAUAGUAAUAUCAUUUUGACACAUAAUUACCUUAAAAAAGCACAACCAACCUAGUUUACACCAAAAUGGCCACCCGUUUGGCGACGCAGCGUAGUUUCAUAACUGUAACCCCAAUUGCGAACCCCACCCCAACAUCCCCCACCACAACGGUUGCCGCCCCGGUAACCUCUUCCCCAAGUCCCGUUGGUGCAACGGGAGGAGGAUCUCCCUCGAGCGUUGACACCUCCUCCAUAGUGGUAACGUCCCCAACGGCGGUGACUCCCAGCAUUACGGCGAUCCCCACAGCGGCCCUCAAAAACGGUACAGGAAAAUCCAUAUCCAACCAAUCGACGGUAGCGGCCUCAGCCGCGGCCACAACACCCACCGUCAUCCCGACCAGCCUGAUCGCCAAUAACCUUAGCAUUGCAAAUCUUCUAGGCACCGCCAAUGGCAGCUUGACCUUGCAGCAGAUCAUCCAACAGCAGUGUUCCACAUUGCAGAAGAAAAUCGUAAUCCACCCGAAUGGAACCGUCAUCGACAUUGUGCCGAUCGACGAGGCCGACUCGCCGGAAGACUCCAAGGUGGGCGUACAGUUGGCAGUGGGUGCGGAGAGUGCGGAAACGGCGGCAGCGGUCAACGGAAACGGCCAGCAGCAUGUGACCGCCCAGGUGGCGGUCGUGCAGGCGCAGAGCCCCAAUGAUGGCGGACCGCAGUACAUCACCGUGACCGUGUCUUCACCGGAAAAUGUCCAGAACCAUCACACAUAUGUGCAGUAUGUGGAUUCUGAUAUGUACACCAGUGGCCAAGGACAAACUCAAAUGAGCUACCCCCUCUACGCGGUCGGUGAUUACAGUUCGUCCGGCGGGCAGCAGUACUACGGAGCCGGCGGCAGCGGCGGAAAUCCCGCCGGUGGAAGUGCAAACACCGGUUCCGGCGGCACCGGAACUGGCAAUUACAGUGCUUCCUCUGGUAGUUCACACUCGUCGAGUGGAACCGGUGCCGGCGGUGGAUCGAAUGGGAAUGGGACUUCCGGAGGUGGUAACGGCGGAGGAGGAAAUGGUAACGCCAAUCAGCAGUACAUUGUACCGGUGGAUGAAGCCACACUGCUUGGGACCGCGGCCACCAACGGAGCCCACCAACGCGAUUCACCGCAAGCCAUGACGGAUGUUGCUUCUUACAUACAAUCGCACCAGGUGUCGCACCAUUCCAACUCGACGACGCCCACACCGGACGUGGAUCCGACGCCGAGUCUGAGCCACGCGACACGAGUUUCACCAGCGACGGUCGCUUGGCUGGUGGACAAUUACGAAAACGCCGAAGGAGUUAGCUUACCGAGGUCCACUCUCUACAACCACUACAUGCGCCACUGCAACGAACACAAACUGGACGCGGUCAAUGCGGCAAGCUUUGGGAAACUGAUCCGGUCGGUUUUCACCGGUCUGCGAACGCGUCGAUUGGGAACACGUGGCAACAGCAAGUACCACUACUACGGAAUACGGAUCAAACCGGGGUCAUCGCUAAACAACGCCAUGGACGAUCAGAAGCCAAUGAACGCUAGUCAUAUGAAUAACAACAAUAGUCAUAGUCACAACCACAAUACCAUGGGAGGGGGCGGAGGUGGUCAUGGCGUCGGAGCCGGGGGGAUGGGCCACGGAGGCUCGAUGAACCAUCGUGGAUCGAAGAAGGGCUCGAUGAAGAACGAAAUCCCCGAAUCGUGCUCACAGUAUUUGGGAGAUCCGUCCCAGGCCAUACCGCAGUUUCCAGUGAUCAGCUUGAACCACCCGUUACCGGAGGACAUCACCCUGGAGGACGUUGAUACGUUGCGGUCGAUCUAUCGCGAACACUGUGAAGCCUUUCUGGAUGCCAUACUGAAUUUGGACUUCAACACGAUCGAGUCGCUGUGGCGCGAGUUUUGGCGGGCGGAGAACAUCAACAACAACGCCGACGAGUGCGAAGAGGAAAAGUACCUCAGCAAGACCAAGCUGUACGUGCUGACGCAGUGCGAACCGAUUCAGGACUUUAUCAAACAGGUGGACUUCAUGUUCUACCAGAACAUGGUGGACGUCCUGAUUCCGGACGUGCUGCGUCCGAUUCCGACCGGGUUGACCCAAGCCAUCCGUAACUUUGCCAAAAAUCUCGAGAGCUGGCUCUCGUCUGCGAUGAGCGGUUGCCCGGAGUCGAUCGUGACCAUCAAACUGUCGGCGGUGGCCGCGUUCGGCCAAACGCUGCGGCGGUACACUUCCCUGAACCAUCUGGCUCAGGCAGCCAGGGCCGUGCUGCAGAACAGCACUCAAAUCGCUCAGAUGCUCAAUGAUCUCAACCGGGUCGACUUCCGGAACGUGCAGGAGCAAGCUUCCUGGAUCUGUCAGUGUGAUACGGCCACUGUGCAGCGGCUGGAGAAUGACUUCAAGGCCGCCCUCCAACAGCAGAACACUUUGGAACAGUGGGCUAGUUGGUUGCAAGGUGUGGUCGAUGAUGCACUGGAAGAGUACCGUGGAAAACCGUCGUUUGUGAACGCAGCCCGGCAGUUUCUGCUCAAGUGGAGCUUCUACAGCUCUAUGGUGAUUCGGGACUUGACGCUGCGGUCGGCGGGAAGCUUCGGGAGUUUCCACCUGAUACGGCUGCUCUACGACGAGUACAUGUUCUUCAUCAUCGAGCACAAGGUGGCCGAAGCGACGCAGACUACUCCGAUUGCCGUCAUGGGAGAGAAAGACGCCUCCAGCGCCGGUCGCCAAUUGUUGCAUUCCCAACCAUCCCACCAUCAGAAUCAGCAGCAACAACAGCAACAGCACCAUUCCGCCCAGCAAACGCAACCGGACGACAUGAGCAGCAUGUUGUACACGUCCGACUUCGAGGUGGUUAAUGUGAAGAUGGAACCGAGCGCGAAGCGAAUGCGCAGUUAGUCAAUUUUUUCCACAACUGGUGCUGCUGACUUCCAUCAUCAUCAUCCCCAUCCCCAUCAUCAUCAGCAACAGAUUCAGCUUCAGCAGCACCAGGCGGUCGCAUUGCUGGCCCAGUGUCAGCGUGAGGAGUUUAGCCAUCUAUCUACUAGUACUACGACAACGACUUCGGCGGCGGUGACUCCGGUAUCGGGUCAACAGACCGCCACCUGGUACCUGGCCCCGUCGUCAUCUUCGUCGCCAUCCAACAACAGUAGCACCGGAGCGGCCAGCGGAGGACCGGAAUCGCCCUCGUCCCCGUUUGCCUCCUUCUACUGUGGCCAUUAGCAGCAUCAUCGAAUAGUAUAGUCCCUAUAUUAGUAGUGAGUAAGGGUUUUUAGCCCCAUGGGUGUGAGCUAAACGAGAUUUUUUAUUUAUUCUCAUAUUCAUUCCCUUAGUAUUUGGUUGCGUCGUUUUAGUUCGUUAAGUUCUCCUACGUUGUUUUGUAUGUUUAAUCGAUUCCACGCCGGAGUCGCGUGGAUUAUUCCCUCAAUUGUAAAUACUUUCGAAAGCGGAUUUCAAAUUUUUCCAAACACCAUUCACGUACUAUAUUAGUCAAGAGUUUUUUUUUUCAAUUUAUUUAUUUAUAUUAUAGUAAGUUAGUCCUAGAUAAUCUGCACGAGCUCAACACAAAAUAUUUUAAGCAAAUCCUAUUGAAACAAACGUCUACUGAAUAGUUAUUGUAACAGCUCAACUCAAAAACUGUUGCAACAAUCUGAAAAGAAAAAAAAUCUGUCAUUUCCGUGUUUUCUGUGCUGAGAAAAAAAAAAUCGAACUUGAAUUUUCCAAUUUUACACAUCUCUAAGCUAACUACAUUUCGUGUACCACGCGUUUUCAAGACAAACCCCCCUAACAGUUAAGGAAUCGAGUAUAAUCAAAAGACGGCCAUUAUUCUCUUUACAGCAGAUUUGGUAUAAGGAUGCACUCACCACUCGUAUAUUUAUUAUAGUUGUUAGGUGUUAAGCAAUUGACAUUGGCAGGAAGAGUAGAGAGACCCAUUUGGUCUCCUGGGAAGAGGUUCGAGGACUGAUCACAUCCAAAUGUGCAAUUUGCGUGUGCUGUUUUUACUAGUAGGAUGUACGGAAGGUGAGAUAGGUAAGUAAGUGAUAGGCGACAGGCUGAUUUUGUGCUGCAGAGGAGCUCAAAUGUAUUUUUUCAUUGAUUGCACAAUGUCAAACGAAAUUAGAAGAAAGUUUACUUGUUUGGAGCAGAAAUUGAAGCUUGCUCACACGUAACAGAACAUUUUAGCUGCACAAACCAGGAAUGAAAAUAGAAUUGAUAUAGAGGACAAGUGAUCGAAGCACGGACAGCAUGUUUUAUUCAUAUUGAAGUAAGUGCAAAAAUUUAAAAAAAGCGGAAAACAGAAAUACACGGACGGCAGACAAAUGUAUUACAUUAAUAUACACUGAUAAAUGUUUGUGCCUGUGGACAAUGGGAUAGCGAGGAUUGAACGAAUAAUGGAUAUAUCUACACUCCCGUGAAAAAGUUUGGGUUCCCUCUAAAAAAAACAUACAGAACGGUUUUUUUUUUUACAUUUUUGUCCACGUCCAAGUGAAAAUCUCUAUGGCGCAUUCGAAAGGCAAUGAGUUAUUCUUACUUCGUAGGUAUUUUUUGAAUUGUAUUUUUUGAAUUUUGUACAUUAGUAGUAAAAUUUUUUUCAAAAAAAAAAAAAAACAAUGGAAGACAUGGUUGAUUUCCUCAGAUGCCUCAGCAAAAUUUUAAAUCAUAGUGUCAUUAGAAUCGCAAUCUUAUAUUCUUUGAAGAGCACUCGAAAUUUUGACGGAAAAAUCUGAAAACUAUUCAAAAUCAGUGAAACAGUCAUUCAAGUCAUCGUGCAAAAAUUUGGUUCCACGUUUCACCAUUGUUUGAGCUAAAAAUUUAGCAACCAGUAAAAAAAACAAGAAUGAAAUUUUUGUUUUGAGGAUCCUGGCCAUUUAGGAAUAUGGCUUAUUCGACAAAGUUGUUCAGUAGCUCAAAGGCUAUCAUUAUUUUAGCCAAGGGGAAGGACAGCUUUGCUCUGAGCAGGCUAUGCGCAUCGAGUAAACUCUGAGUUACUCACAUUUGCUCAGAAAUCAACCAAUCUUCUUCUUCUGCUACCAGAUUUGUUUUGAAUUUGCAUCUGUUUUCAUCAAAUGUCGGUGGGUUUUGCUAACGGUUGUCAGUAUGAAAAAAGUAUUUCAUUUUAAAAAUGUUCAAGAAUGUGAUAUGCAACUGAAAUGACGAAACUAGGUCUAGUGAUUUAGUCGGCAUUGUAAGCCAAUGGAUUUCCCAUUUAUAUUGGGAUUUUGCGAAGAAAUUGAAUAUAUCAUUGAAUGCUCUUACUGCCUAUUUUCGUUUCUAUCCCAGCCUUGGAACAUGGAGCGUUCAUUUAAAGAACUACAAUACAUCUUAGAACCAAAUGAAAUGUAACACUUCUAUGUCAUUGUAAACCCGAUUCACUGCAUGCACUUUUGAACCAGAAUAUCAACGUGACAAUAUGAGGAAAGUGCUUACAUUUUGCUCAUUAAUAGCCCGUUGAGCAAAGCUGCUUACGACUCGAUAUGAAAAUUUUUCACUGUAAAAUAAACAACCCAACACUAACGGUUGCUAUUAACACAAAACGACGAACGAGUCGAGUUGCUCUGAGUUGUUAAAAGGCAAAUCAAGAUCUAGCACAAGAUCAGUAGGCUGUCCCGCCCCUUGAUUUUAGCCAAUCUCUAAUUGCAAGGCUUAAAUAAUGAUAGCAUUUGAUCUACUGAACAAUUUUUCCGUCAAGAUGGUAUUUUUAUAAUUACCUCGAGUUAUGUCAUGUUCGAAUUUGGGUACAAGUUAAGCGAAAUCAGAUCACAUGUUAUCAAAACAUGUCAAUAU
Aedes aegypti (yellow fever mosquito) is the source of this 6684-nucleotide messenger RNA. It is a transcript of the gene Rfx, whose product is annotated as DNA-binding protein RFX2. NCBI's taxonomy places the organism in Eukaryota, Metazoa, Arthropoda, Insecta, Diptera, Culicidae. The coding region runs from base 982 to 3798 and encodes 938 amino acids. Gene Ontology annotation, molecular function: RNA polymerase II cis-regulatory region sequence-specific DNA binding; DNA-binding transcription factor activity, RNA polymerase II-specific. The transcript has 10 exons. The record is from RefSeq and is a predicted model, not a curated record. Gene Ontology annotation, biological process: regulation of transcription by RNA polymerase II.